Daucus carota subsp. sativus is the source of this 2754-nucleotide messenger RNA. RefSeq lists its product as uncharacterized. Gene Ontology annotation, molecular function: ribosome binding; calcium ion binding. The coding region runs from base 222 to 2513 and encodes 763 amino acids. Lineage: Eukaryota; Viridiplantae; Streptophyta; Magnoliopsida; Apiales; Apiaceae. Gene Ontology annotation, biological process: intracellular monoatomic cation homeostasis. Gene Ontology annotation, cellular component: mitochondrial inner membrane. The transcript has 15 exons. The record is from RefSeq and is a predicted model, not a curated record.
AAUUUCAUUUCUUGCACAAAAAGAUUUUGGGGCCGCACAGCUCUUUCAUUACUGAGCUAUAUAUACACGCUGCGGGGUAUAUAUAUACAGAAAAGAGAUAGAGAGCUAAAACCCCUGGCGUUGCUACUUGAUCGUUACUCCAUUAUAUUCGUGAUUGGUGAAGGUGCUUGAGAGUUGAGAUGUUAUUGUGUUCUUAUUGAGAGAACUUCUUUUUUGGGCUAAUGGCUUCUGGAGCACUUUUGAGGAGGAGAAAGGUUAUUUCAGAUCAUCUGAGUAUCUCCGCUCGGUGUUUUCUUGGUGUACGGAAUGUGGCUCAGGGCCAGUCUCCUGAGCAGCUUGUGGAAUCUCGGGCUUUUAGUACUGUUAGUCAUAUUCCUUCUCAAGAGAAGGAUAGCAAGAAAACUGAUGAUGUUGCAUUCUUUGUAAAUGGGGAUUUACUGAAAACUUCUGCAUUAGGAUUAUUUAGGAGUAGUUACAGAAGUGUUCUGGCUGGACAAGGAAAUGGAAAGCCGGAUUUUGGUUUUAUUAUAGGUCCAAGGCAAACAUCACACUUCAUUCGUUAUGCUUCCACUGCUACGGCAGGUCAACCUAACUUGGAUGGUGACGAUGAGCAUAAUGACGAAUUGGUUGCUAAGAAGAGAAAGGAGGCAUCUGCCGAAGACUGUGAUCAAGCUGUUGAAGGGUUGAGUACCGCAAAAGCUAAAGCAAAAGCCAAACGUCUACAGGAAUCUCAAAAUGUUGCAAUUACUAUUUUACGUAAAGUAUGGACCACUAUCUUAGGUAUUGGUCCAGCUUUGAGAGCUGUGGCUGCCAUGAGCAGGGAGGACUGGGCAAAGAAACUAGUUCACUGGAAAAAUGAAUUUGUAUCAACACUCCAACAUUAUUGGUUAGGCAUUAAACUUCUGGGUGCUGAUGUGAGGAUUAGUUCUCGGUUGCUAGUAAAGCUGGCUCGUGGGAAGAGUUUAUCUAGGAGGGAGAGGCAGCAACUUACACGAACCACAGCUGAUAUUUUCAGGCUUGUUCCUGUUGCUAUCUUCAUUAUUGUUCCCUUUAUGGAAUUUCUGUUGCCAGUAUUCCUCAAAUUAUUUCCCAACAUGUUGCCAUCAACUUUUCAAGACAAGAUGAAAGAACAGGAAGCAAUGAAAAGGAAACUCAAGGCAAGAAUCGAAUAUGCGAAAUUUCUUCAGGACACAGCAAGAGAAAUGGCGAAAGAAGUUCAAAAUUUGCGAAGUGGUGACAUCAAACAAACGGCCGAAGAUCUUGAUGAUUUUGUUAACAAGGUCAGAACUGGUGCCCUAGUAUCCAAUGAGGAAAUUUUGGGCUUCGCUAAAUUGUUUAAUGACGAGCUCACAUUAGAUAACAUUAGCAGGCCUCGAUUAGUUAAUAUGUGCAAGUAUAUGGGAAUCACUCCAUAUGGAACAGAUUCAUAUUUGCGUUUCAUGCUACGGAAAAGAUUGCAAUCGAUUAAAAAAGAUGAUAAAUUAAUUCAAGCUGAGGGUGUGGAGUCUCUUUCAGAAGAUGAGCUUCGUGAAGAUUGUCGAGAAAGAGGCAUGCUUGGAUUUCAUUCAGUGGAAGAAAUGCGUCAACAGCUUCGUGACUGGUUGGAUUUAUCUCUUAAUCAUUCUGUUCCAUCUUCACUUCUCAUCCUCUCUAGAGCCUUCACUGUGACUGGAAAGUUAAAGCCCGAAGAAGCUGUUCUAGCUACACUAUCUUCACUACCAGAUGAAGUAGUAGAUACUGUCGGCAUCACAUCCCUACCAUCUGAAGAUUCUGUUUCUGAAAGACGGAGAAAACUCGAAUUUUUAGAAAUGCAAGAGGAACUUAUUAAGGAAGAGGAAGAGAAAGAGGAAAAAGAGAUAUCGAAAAAGAAGCAAUCUGAUGCUACUCAAGAGGAUCUGGCUCUAAAAGAGAUGACAACUCCAACUGCAAAAGAAGCACAGGAACAAGCUAGAGCAAGAGCUGUGGACAAACAAGAGCAGCUUUGCGAACUUAGUCGUGCAAUUGCUGUUUUAGCUUCUGCAUCGUCUGUGAGUACAGAGCGUGAGGAGUUUCUGAGGCUUGUCAAUAAAGAGAUCGAUCUUUACAAUAGCGUUAAGGACAAAGAGGGUGCAGAUGGUGAGAAAGAAGCCAUGAAAGCAUAUAGAGCUGCCCAUGAAGAGAAUGACCAAGAUGCUGAAGUAAAUGCUGGUAAUGAGGUUUCAUCAGUACUAAUAGAUAGGGUUGAUGCGAUGCUCCAAAAGCUUGAAAAAGAAAUUGAUGAUGUGGAUGCGAAAAUUGGUGAUCGUUGGCGAUUUCUUGAUCGAGAUUAUGAUGGGAAAGUUAGUCAAGAGGAGGUUGCAGAUGCAGCUCAGUACUUGAAGGAUACCCUGGGCAGAGAGGGGAUUCAAGAACUUAUCAGCAACCUUUCAAAAGAUAAGGACGGCAAAAUUCUUGUUGAAGACAUUGUGAAGUUGGGCAUUCGGGCAGAUGAUAUAAAUGCAGAAGAAGAUGCUAAUGCAGAUGAUAGAGUGUAGUGACAGAAAGGCUAGUGCUGGUUUGAGUUCAUACUUCAUAAAUCAUACAUAUAAAUCCCACAACUUUGAUGCCUGGUUAGAGUUAUUUUUUCCUCACCAAGGGCUGGUUUUGGUUGUAACCUGGUAGCUUAAAUUUGGCCGAGUACAAUUGUCUAAAUUUUGUUUGCCAUUGCCAUGGAACUGAUCCGUGGUGAUCAAUUUUCACGUCACCAUAUAAAGAAAUGUAGUUGAAAUUGUUGCA